Molecule: messenger RNA, 2010 nt
Organism: Ceratosolen solmsi marchali
Lineage: Eukaryota; Metazoa; Arthropoda; Insecta; Hymenoptera; Agaonidae
Product: BRCA1-associated protein
Exons: 6
Coding region: 277-1986 (569 amino acids)
Biological process (GO): protein ubiquitination; Ras protein signal transduction
Cellular component (GO): cytoplasm
Molecular function (GO): ubiquitin protein ligase activity; zinc ion binding
Source: RefSeq, a predicted model, not a curated record
UAUUCUCGAGAUUAAUAUACUUUUUGUCAUCGCCAUUUUCCUAUGUUUACAGAGUUCUCAAAACUUCUAUCCCUAUUAUUAAUUUCGUCUCACCUGUAUUGAUUGUGCAACAUUGUUAUUUGAAUAAUAUAAAGCUAAAGCCAGUGCGAGGAAAUGAAGAAAUGUCGCAUGAAAAAAUCGAAAAGUCAUUUUUGAGAUUAUCUCGCACUGUUAAUGAGAAAUUUUGUCUAUUGGUGUUUAUACCUCGCGAAAAAAAAGGAAGAAUUUUAGUAUGUGAUGUCUUCUGAAAUUUUGGUAUCUCUUUGUGUGAUUCGAAUAGAAGUGAACAAUCUUUCCGAGGACGCAAGUGCUAUGGAUAAAAAUGCAAGGAAAAUGAGAGGUUCUAGAGAAUCUCGAGACAUAACAAUAGAAACAUACUCGGAUCGUAGCGAAGGGCCUUUACCUUUAUUACCGCAGACUACAAGUUUUCAAAUGUCUAAUAAAUCUGAAUCGACAUCGAGAGAGAAUUUAGAGGAUAAAUCAUGUUUGUCUAGUGCUGCUUCACUUCCGAAUAUGGAUAAUUUUAUCGGUGCUGCUGCUUGUAAUACACCGGAUCAAAUUAAUUUCAUUUCAGGAAAUCCUUUUGUCGAAGUUACUAAGGGAAUCUUACAUCUUUUUAAAGAAAAUACAUUAACAGAAAUGCGUUCACCUCAAAAUAGAAGCCAUACAAUUUGUAUAUUAUCAGUUCCAGCGACAAUGACUUGUCAUGAUCUAAUGACUUUUACGGCAGCUUGUCAUCAAGAUAUUCAAUACUUUAGAAUCAUUAGAGAUGGAAAUCCUAAUCAAUAUAUGACACUAAUGACGUUUCGCUCAUCGGCUGCCGCUAGUGAGUUUUAUGAAACGUUUAAUGGGGCUCCCUAUAAUUCAUUGGAACCUGAAAUAGUUUGUCACAUGGUUUUUGUUUCAAAAGUUGAAACCGCGGACAAUGGUUUGCCACUUGCAGGUCAUACCGAAUUACCAUCUUGUCCCGUAUGCCUAGAAAAGAUGGAUGAAAGCGUCGAUGGCAUUUUAACAAUUUUAUGCAACCAUACUUUUCACGCUGGUUGUCUCGUUAAAUGGGGCGACACUUCGUGCCCUGUUUGCCGUUAUGCUCAGACCCCGGAACCCGUUGCCGAUAGCCGUUGCAUGGAAUGCGUUGCAGAAACGCCUAACGAGGCAUUAUGGAUUUGUUUAAUUUGUGGACACAUUGGCUGUGGCCGAUACGACCAAAGUCACGCAUUCGAGCACUACCGAGAUACACAUCAUUGUUACGCAAUGGAAUUGGGGCAAAAUCGAGUCUGGGAUUAUGUUGGAGACCAUUGGGUCGAUAGAUUAUUACAAAAUAAAGAUGGUAAAAUGGUCGAGGGAGGCCAAGAAUCUACUAAAGGUAAACGAGGAGGUGUCGAUGAGAAAGUUGACUCUGUACAGCUGGAGUUUACAUAUUUAUUGACAUCUCAACUGGAAACUCAACGGGAAUAUUUCGAGGAGAGAAUUACGAAAAUUGAAGAACGAACGUGUGCCGAAACAGCCGAGUUAAGAGAGAAAGUCGAGUACUUAACCGAAGAAAAUUCCCGAAUGAAGAAUCAAUUAUCCGUUUUGACUCGAGAAAAGCAAACAGUGGAAAAAAAAUUGCAAAAUUCAAACUCUAAAUUGACACAAACUCAAACUCAAUUGACCGAAGAAAAAGAAUUAAGACAAGCACUACAGCUCAAUCAAACGUCUUGGCAAAUCAAACACAAUCAAUUGCAAGAUGAAAUGAACGAUUAUAAAAAGAAGAAAGAAGUAGAGACGAGUGAUUUACGGGAGCAAAUACGCGAUCUGAUGUUCUUUUUGGAAGCGCGAAAUGAAAUUGAAAAUUCGGAAGAGAGGGAAGAAAUUGCGUCAGGCCGCAUCGUUAUUGGCCCAGGCUCGCAAGUUCCGAAACCCACUACACCAAAGAGUAAAAAUAAAAAGGAUAAGAAACAUUAAAGGAAUAAUUUUGCGUAAGCUCCC